Molecule: messenger RNA, 2671 nt
Organism: Bufo gargarizans (Asiatic toad)
Lineage: Eukaryota; Metazoa; Chordata; Amphibia; Anura; Bufonidae
Gene: GRAP
Product: GRB2 related adaptor protein
Exons: 6
Coding region: 360-1007 (215 amino acids)
Molecular function (GO): protein binding
Source: RefSeq, a predicted model, not a curated record
UUAAGACUUUGUGUGAGAGAAAAGUCUCUUCCUUUGCAGACUCAGCAGAGCGGAGAUAAAACUGCAGCUUGAGAUUUCGCAUUCUCGUCAGCAGGGGCCUGAGGCACGGGCUGGCGACUUCAUAUCUGGACCCGGCACUGAAUUUAGGUAGCACCCUCCACUCUGAAUUUCCCCGGCCCAGCCUCCAAUCUUAGACAUGCAUGACUUGGUUUCCACUACCGAGAGCUCUGUGCGCUUCUUCAACACUUGAGAGCCCAGCGGAGGCUGUCACCCACCCACAGAUUUUCCACCAGUGCAUGUCAUCUGCUGCUAGUGGUCAUUUAACCCGCUGAGUGUCAGAGGUUCUCCGACCAGACGACAUGGAGGCUAUGGCCAUAUACAACUUUAAGACCACCGAAAGGGACGAGCUGCCGUUCAGCAAGGGAGACACAUUGAAGAUUCUUAAUAUGGAGGAUGACCAGAAUUGGUACAAGGCAGAACUUUAUGGCAUGGAAGGUUAUGUUCCAAAAAAUUACAUCAAGGUCAAACCUCACCCGUGGUAUGGCGGUCGGAUCUCCCGUCAAGUAGCCGAAGAAAUCCUCUUGAAUCGCAGGUUUACAGGAGCCUUCUUGAUCCGAGACAGUGAGAGUUCCCCGGGUGAAUUUUCUAUCUCCGUCAACUAUGGCCACCACGUCCAGCACUUCAAAGUACUGAGAGAGCAAAAUGGAACAUACUACCUGUGGGAGACGAAGUUCACCUCCCUGAACGAACUGGUGGACUAUUACAAAUCCAACUCCAUCGCCAAAACCCAUCGUGUGCUCCUACAAGAUGAGGAGGAGAAGCAGAGAAAGAAGCAGUUUGUCCAGGCUCAGUACAACUUCUUCUCAGAGAAAGCUUCAGAACUGUCAUUUCAACGAGGGGACAUCAUCGAAGUCAUGGACAACUCUGAUCCCAACUGGUGGAGAGGAAGGAUUUCCGGAAAGAUUGGCCUUUUUCCACAGAACUAUGUCAACCAGAUCCACCAGUGAUCUCCAUUAUCAGGGUCAUACUUCAGUAGAUGAGAAAGUACUUUGAUAAGAGGUGGUCAAGGGUGAUGAACUCUACUCAACUAAUAAGGUGGAAAACAUUGUGUAUAGGCUCAGUUAACUUCUCUUCAUUCUCGCAAGAGACUUUAAUAAAAAAAGGAGGUAUUUUACCUUUUUGGGGGGCAAGAAAUUCUGUUCUGAAAGCUCAUAAGGGUAUUCUGAGGUAAUUGGUAUGGCCUUCUACACAUGACCUCCUACUCAUAGUCUACAAGACUAUCCCCACUUAGUUUGAAGCCUAUUUCAAGGAGCAACCUUCUAGUUGAGCUACCCUGCUUUAAUCGCUUCUACAGAAGAACUAACCAUAGUGAAAUAAAGCUGAGCCUUUGUGGAUAUCACCAGCGGAAGCAGGAAAGAUCCAAUUUGUCCAAAAAUUAUCCUGCCUAUUUUUGAGAAAAAAAGAAGGUCAAUGCUCAGUACUUUGGUCAGUUGUGAUGAGAUCUGACACGGGCGCUUUACAACCUCUGUGUCAGAUCUCUGCUGCCAUUGGUAGAAGUGUAUAAGUACCCCAUCCACCCCUAGUUUUAGUAGGCCAUAUGGUCCUUGUAUAUAGGUUAUCUUUACUUUUGCUACCCAUGAUGACCUAGUGGAACCAAUCAGAAAUGAGGGGAGAGACGCAUAUGGGGAAGGGACAUCAGGGGGUGAAAGCACAAACUAAAGUACCUGGUUUUAGGUGGUAUACCAGGCAUCCAUCAUGCUUACGACGGGCGUGACCACGAGUUCCCGUGACACUGGCCUCACAAGUCUCCUUGACCUAAAGAGAUUGUUGGCUCCUGACACAGAAGCAUAAAUAUGGAACCCACCAGAAGUAACCCUCAAGCUCAAGAAAUUUUGGAUUUCAAUACAUAAAAAUUAAGGUGGUCCUGGGUGUCUUCAAGAAAAGUCUGAGCUGUCUGUCAGGGCAGGAAGAGAACGGCUCCAGGAAUGUAAUAUCUUAUCGGAGCUAGCGUGGGUGUCUUCAGCUGUGCGGGCGAAGCACGGGGCGACGACAGCUUCUGGGAUCCCAGUGGACUUCCUUUCUCAGCGUCCUCUUUCUUUAUGCAAAGCAGUCUUGAUAUUAACUGCUAAAAAUAUAUUGUAAGCACAGAUGCCAACUGGAAAAAUAUGAAAUCACGGUUGACUUCACCCCAUGAGGUCAAUAAAUAAUCCAUUCAUUAAAAGGGGAUGUCCAGGAUAAGAAAAAGGGUCCGCCUUUUAUUUUUUUUGGGCAGAAACAGCACCACACCUAUCCAUGGGUUAUAUCUGGUAUUGCAGCUCAGACUUAUCCAAGCGAAUACAAGCUGCAAUACCAGACAUGGCCAAGGGUCAAGUGUGGCACCGUUUCUGGGAAAACAAAGGAUACAGUAUUGCUAAUCCUGGACAUCCCAUCUGGGUGAUACUUACCUGCCGUCUGUCUGGUUCAGGGCAGUACAGUCCGGCAUAGGACACGGCUAUAAAUGAAGUAAACGCUGGGUUAUUGGAUUUUCCUUUUAUUAGAUCCACGGGGGGAAAUAAUUAGGUAAAGUUAUAUUGUUAUUUAAUGGAAAGCUAUACAAUUUUCCCAUAUACUGUAAUGUCUCUGUUAAUUUCUCAUGAGACGCACAGCAGAUUUCUUGCAUAAAUUUUGGCUA